ACAACUACACUAGCUUACUUUCUCUUCCCAUACAAUGGCCAGUGUUCAGGAUGCAGACGUUCCAAAAACGUUGAAAGAAACUGAAACAACCGAGAAGGAGGUAAAGACAACAAUCCCAGAAAAACCAGACAUGGAGGUUCCAGCCCCCGAAGCAGCAUCAACCGAACAAUCAAAGGAAGAAGAAGAAUCGAAAGAAGCAAAAAAUGCUGCUGCUGCUGUCACUGUUAUUGUUGAGACAACGGAGGAAGUGGUGAUAGAGAAGAGAGAGGAAAAGGCCAGAGAAGUUAUAAUAGAAGAUCCAACUACAGCAGCCGAAGAUGAGAAGCUGAAUGGAAAAACUGAAGCUUAACUAGGCUUGCUUUGCUGCGCAAUUAAAGUCAAAUUAAGAAAGAAUUUUAUGUGUUCCAUCUAUUAAUUACUUUCACUUUCACCCUUGUUUCAUGGAAAAAUAAUUAUAUUUUUAUAUAAACUCAUGGUUUUUAUUA
Molecule: messenger RNA, 485 nt
Organism: Vigna radiata var. radiata (mung bean)
Lineage: Eukaryota; Viridiplantae; Streptophyta; Magnoliopsida; Fabales; Fabaceae
Exons: 2
Coding region: 35-349 (104 amino acids)
Source: RefSeq, a predicted model, not a curated record